ACAAUAAAAUUAUGAUGCUACUUUCUCACUCAAAGGUCUAGUUCAUGAUCAACACGAGUAGAAGCUAAUCAUAAGAACCUUCCUAGCCUGCAUACAUAUAAUAACGAGAUGCUCAUUCUCUCGCACAUCCGUUUUCACGCCAUGGCCUCACGAUUCCCCUCCACUCAGAGAAGACCAGAGUUCAAUGCUCUCAUUACCUUGCUGUCUCUACGAAACGGACGCCAACUAGAACCCGAACUAGAUAGUCCCAGCAUCGGCGAUCACUCACCAACCAUGGGAUUCUCGAAUGCUAUCUUUCAACGACCGAACCUCAGAUCAAACUCAUCCUCUACGAGCAAUCAUUUGAAAGAGCGUUUCCUGGAUCGCCUUGCAGAGGUCAUCUCCAACAGAAAGGGUGUUGAAUAUGUGACGUGCACCGUUAUGACAGAGUACGAGGACUGCGUGGUAGUUUAUGCUUCGCGCAAUGAUGGAUUCGAUGAAAAAGAUAGAAUCUUUUGUGACAAGUUUUCUGCAGAAAUGCGCAAACUUUUUGUAGGUGAACACACUGUAGACGAGCCAGGCGCCUCACUAUGGACCCUGCUCCUGGAGUACUAUCUACCCCGCCUCAACCAUUACAACAAGGAACUCUUAACAUUGGCAUUGACAAUUCGGGCACUCCGUCAAAUCUCGAGUUCUAUUAAUGAUAAGGAUCUGAAGGAGUUGCUCGACUCGUUUUUCAAUGUUGUGGGGCACCCAAGUAGUACGCUGAAAUUUCAUCGCCUUUGUUACUUGGCACUUCGGCUCCAUGCCACCCCUUCAGCGCAGAGACUGAUCCAAGACCAACUCGGGAACAGUGGCAGUCGACUGUGGAGGGUGAUUGGCUUUUUUGCACGGCUUCAAAGGGCUCACCGGACUUUUCUCGAGAUUGCGCAAAUACUUCCCACCGUAAAAGUCGUUCUGAUCCCCCAGAGCGACGAAGUCAAACCUAGUAAUUGUGCACUGCCAAGCCUUUCCAGUACGCUGCAGCUAAUUCAUCAAUCUCUCAACUCUGCCACGGUCGAGAGAUAUAUAUCCCGGACCUACACAGUUCCAGGUGCUCAGCAGAUGUUCGAUCACCGCCAGAGUAAAUCUCUUCAUGUUCACGCUGAGCUCCAAAUAAUACGAUACCUACUUCAAGCUCAUAUUCCCAUUGAUGAGAUUGUUCAGUACAUGGGGUGUAGCAAACGAUCCUGCUUCAUGUGCAAAACCUUUCUUGUCGUAUUUUCUGGUCUCAGAACUCGCGGAUGCCACGGGAAGCUCUAUAACCAAUGGUCAAUUCCCGAAAUACAGGGGAUCGAAGAAGACACAAAGGAAACACUUGAGAGAGCUGUGAUAAGAAUUCAGGACAUCCUAAUCCAGGAGAUCGAAAAACCCCUUUCAACUCGCAAUGCCGUUUCUGAAUCUUCGGCUGGGACGACUGCUGUAUCUAGUUCAAGGGCUUCGGUCACCUCAGGCUCACCUGGCAGCCCAAGUGAAAGUCCCAUCGAGGAUUCUGAAGAUAGUGACACCAGGGAAGAAAUAGCUCAUCAGGAAAACUUGUAUGAAUGGGAGGCCACUCCAGUGGCCUCCCACCAGUGCUUGCCAGUGCUAGCCAAUUCUGGGGGAACCCAUAAUUUGAUAGCUGGUACUGGUACACACUGGCUGCACCAUAUGGGUAUUGCUGAUAAUCUAUUAUCCAGAGUGCCUGAGCCAGUGACUCUUGUUCCUUCUCUGUCACUGACUCAGGUACUAGGAGAAAUAUGGAUCCCAAACAAAAUUUCUCCUGAGUUAGGUUCAACUUUUCCCAAAUCCAGAAAAAGUCUUCGGGAUGUUUUAUUGAAAUAUCACUGAGAUUCAACAGAUAUUCUUGAUGUUUAUAGUUGCCUGAGGAAUUGCUCCGGAUGCCAUGUCAAAUUUCAAUGGAAAUAAGUACCAUACUAGUACUGUAUUCCCAGCUUUUGUCAACUCUCUAUGUACACUUCUAUGAAUCCAUGAUUUGAGUUGAUAGACUUGAGUCAACAAAAAUAUCACGG
Messenger RNA from Lentinula edodes (shiitake mushroom), 2030 nucleotides. RefSeq lists its product as uncharacterized. Lineage: Eukaryota; Fungi; Basidiomycota; Agaricomycetes; Agaricales; Omphalotaceae. The coding region runs from base 109 to 1848 and encodes 579 amino acids. The record is from RefSeq and is a predicted model, not a curated record. The transcript has 3 exons.